This is a messenger RNA of Caenorhabditis auriculariae, 3976 nucleotides long. The record is from the annotation of a GenBank genome assembly. NCBI's taxonomy places the organism in Eukaryota, Metazoa, Nematoda, Chromadorea, Rhabditida, Rhabditidae.
AUGUCGGUUCGAUCGCUUCACCCACAUCCAAGUGUGGCCCGUAUCCUGGAGAGACCUUCUGGAGGCACAAGUUAGUUUCUUUGUGAUUCCAAACUUUUCCCGACAAGUUUCAGUUAUGAACAGCGGCGGAACUCGAGUUUUCACCACUGGAAACUUCAAUUCUGGAUUGGCUAGUUAUGGCCAGUUCUGCACUCUUAACAUUCGCGACAACCGUGAGCAGGAAAAGCGAGAACUUACGGAGUUGAACAACAGAUUGGCCAGAUACAUUGAAAAAGUACUUUCCAGACUUUUGAUAAAAAAACAAAAUCAAAUAUUCAGUCACGAUUCCUUCAAGCACAAAAUCGAAUCCUCCAAGCCGACAUUGAUCUUUUCCGCAAUGGAGCUGCUCUACACGCCCAACGAAUGUCUGUGGUUUUUGAAGCUGAGGAAAAAGUUAAUGACUUCAUGUUAAUCAUAUAACGUGGAUUUUUAGUCCAUUCACACUUUGAUCAGAGAAGUUGAUUCAAAAAGAACCGUCCAUCAGAAAAAUGUCAACACCACUCUUGGAGAGAUUGAAGUUGAGAAAAGGAGGUUGAAUAUUUCAAAAAUAUAGUUGAGUUUCACAGAUCUUUUUAGGUAUGCCGAGUCCAUGGAUCAGCACCAAAGACGCCGGGAGGCUGAUCGGGAGCAGAUGAGACAACUUUCUCAACUAGAAGCUGAGGUGAUGAAUUGAUACCGAGAAUUUGAAAAAAAAAGGCAACUGUGGCAGGGGCGAAAGUUCAGAGUUAGGAAACGUUCUGAAAAAGUUCAGAAUAUUGUAGAACAGAACAAAGCGAACUUAAAAGACAGAUUUCGGAAAAAGUGUAAAAAUUUAAUAAGUCUCGAAAAUAAUCGAUGAAUAAUUUGGUGGUUUUUAAUGUUUCUGGAAGCACACUUAGUUUUUUUCUCUAAACUUCUUAUCCUCAUUGAGAAUAGUUCAAAAAUUAUAAAAAUUUACUUCAGGUCGCUUUCAUGAAACGACAGAGAGCAGAGGCUGAAGGAGAAGUCACUCGAAUAAAAUCUCUAAAUUCCAGAGUUCGAGCCGAAAUCGCUAGAGUCAAGGCGGUAAGUUCCAGUUUUUUUAAGUGUUCUCUACGAAUAUUUUUAGCUCCGCGAUAAGGAGAGAAGCGGCCUCGGAGGCUUCAGCGGGAAAGCAAAUGACCUUCUGGCAAGAAUCAAAGCGUCCACCGCUCAACAUGAGCUGGUGAAAAACAUUACUGAGAGUUGAAACGGUAAUCAUGGGUUCAGAAAAUCCGCGAAGAAAUCGCAAGUUUGCGCAAGGACACAACUCCAGCCAAUCGUGAAUAUUUCCACAGGGAACUUCAUGCCGCUCUUAGAGAAAUUCGUGAUCGUUAUGAGAAGGUAAUACAUCUUGAGUUUAUUUGAUAGGAUUUUUAACCCUUUUCCAGAUUUCUCGAGCCUCCCGAGCUGAAUGGGAGGAGUGGUACAAGAAGAAGCUUGUCGAGAUCAAGCUUGAGUCGGAAUCUCACACCAAACAGUAUUCAGCUUCAAGGGUUUAGAUAAAAACAGAUCUGAAGAGAUUCCAAGUUUUAUCUUUAGGAAGAAGUUAUCAGGAUCCGAACAACCCUCUCCGAAAUGCGCGAGAGACUCUCCGACUUGGAAGCUCGGGUUAGUCAUUUAAGACCAACAGAUCAUUCAUGGGAUUUUUUUCAGAACCAACAGCUCAUCAAGAAGCUGGCAGACCUUCGAUUCCAAGAAGAAGAAGACCUGCGACUUUUCGAAACCUCACUCACCGAGAAAGAAGCUGCUGUGCAGAAAAUGCGUGCCGAAUGCACGGCUCUUACUGUUCAAGUCGACAUUCUCUGCGAUAAUAACACUGUAAUAAUCAUUUUCUUCAUAAUUUGACCGAGGCGCAAUAUGCUUCUAACUAAAAAAAAAGACAUUGAAAACCAGUGAACUCAAUUGAAGUUCACAAUUUGCUUUUUUUUACAUUUUUUUUCUGCAACGCGUAAGUAGUUUUUGGUCAGGCGCAAAGUGUAAAUGACCGCUUUGCUUCGUUUAGCGUAACCUGGAUACCCAAAAAAAACAAAAACGAAUAUAAACUAUUUUUUUCAGUCCCUCAAACUGGAAAUCACGACCUACCGCAAACUCAUGGAACAAGCCGAACACCUUCGUCUCAAAACCCAGGAAAUCACCUUCGAUUCCUCUCUUACUCGCUCUCAUGACAUUGGAACUGGCGUCAGCGUUGGCUCUCUUCACAGUAAUAUUAAAUUAUCAUGAUGAACAUACAACAAAUCGAAAUUUCUAGGAAUUGGAAGUGGCAUUGGCGUUAGUUCUCUUCUGCAGAGUAGGAAAACGAUACAUUUUCAUAGAAAUGAAAUCUUUGAACUUUUAGAAGCUGAUAACUUCAUCACGGAAAUUCGUUCGGCCCACACCUCCACCGAUUUCCAGCGCUCCCAUCAGGGCGACAUUUAUAUCUCGGUUAGUUUACGUUAAAUGAAAAAAAGUGUAAUAAGGUUUAAACAGCUUUCGAGUGAAAUUAGAUGAAAUAUCGUUUUUCGCCACUAGAAAAUAUUUGACGUUUCUGCACUUCCUGUUUUACAAUCAUCAGGGGUUAGAAAACUUUUUAAAGCUCUUUUUUUGAUCGAACUCAAACAAAGAGGCCUACACUGCCGAAAUCGGAGGCGCGGAAAACGGAUGGAAAAAGGUAGUGACUGCAAAACUGGCCGUUCAGAGGGUUCCGUUUUGCGGCCUUUAUUGAGCCUUUCAUUUUUUGUGGGCUGAAAAACUUCAAAAAGGGUGAAAAAAGAGUGAGAGCCCAAAAAGAGUUAAGAAAGAGUGAGGGAGCAAAGAGGGUGCUGAAAGCCUCGAUCAUUGAUGAUUACCGAUUUCAUUAUUGUAGCACAUCCCGGUUCAUACACGAUCACUGGUAGAGGUUAUUCUGAAUUAAAAAAUUUUUUUUUAUUCAAAAAGAAGCAAAAGGGCGGAAGAAGGGCCGAUUAAAAAACGAAAAAAUGCAGUAAAAGGAUGCCGUUGCCACCCGCUCAGGAACAACUAAUGUAAACCUUUUGCAUCCAUAACGGACGAUCAAUUUGUCUAUGUGGGUGCUCCAAAUAGCUCUGAAUAGAAGAAAUCUUCCUGCAAAACCCGAAAAAAUGAGAUCUUAAACUUAUAUGUGGACUGUCAUCUUAGAAUAAAUGUUAUUUUGAAGGUUCAUGAGGUUUACGAUUUUUAAGGAGCACUCUCCUGACGGCAAGUCGAUCACGGUAGUCAACCUCAGCACGAUCCGAUCCCACGAUUUGUCCAACUGGAGGCUCGUCCAUUAUGUGAAGGGAGCCGAAGUCGCAUCCUUCACUUUCCCAGUUUCCACCCACAUUCAACCGGAUCAAGCCUUCAAGGUAACUUGAAAUCCAAAGUAGUCAUUAUUUUUCUCUCUUCAGGUGUACGCCAGAGGCCAGGGCAAACCAUACAGCGCCACGACGUUCGUCUGCAACGAUGUGGCCGAGUUCACGUUUGGAAGUGAUGCCAAGACGUCACUUUACAAUUCUGCCUAUGAGGUGGGCUCUUAUCUUUGGUAUUUUAAUCUCAGGAAUGCGAAAGGUUGGAAAAUGAGUAGAUUUUUAAGGUAUUAGGGGGAUUACGAUUGGAAAAAGCAUAUAUAAUUAUUAGGUUAUCAAUUUUUUUCGGCUUUGUAGUUUCACAAAAAGGCUCGACUCUCAAAAAUAUCAGAUCUUUGGUUCUUCGAAUCACUUAAAAAAACGAUAAAAGCAAUUGAAAUCAGUGAAGAUAGCAUUUUUUUCUACUAUUUCUCAAUGUUUUCAAGUUUAGUUUGGAUUUUCCUAAAAAGAUAGGUUGAUAAUUUUUUUCACUUUACAAAAAAGGUGCUAUCUUUUUUUAGCCUUAACAGGAAAGAAAAGUAAAUGUAUUCCAAAAAAAAAACAAGAAAAAAAUUUUUCAGGAAGUCGCUUGGUACGCUCAUCACACCUACAACCACUAA